Messenger RNA from Anguilla rostrata (American eel), 7733 nucleotides. It is a transcript of the gene znf592, whose product is annotated as zinc finger protein 592. Bases 1256 to 5206 code for a protein of 1316 amino acids. The record is from RefSeq and is a predicted model, not a curated record. NCBI's taxonomy places the organism in Eukaryota, Metazoa, Chordata, Actinopteri, Anguilliformes, Anguillidae. The transcript has 10 exons.
AGCAGUUUCAAAGUUUUUUUUACGUGGAACUGUGCUAGACUUUCGCCGUUGCAGCAUAUGUAUGCAUGUAUCCCUUGGUGGGUCAAUAUUAGGUUAAAUUAUGUUUAUGAGCUUUUGCUACAAUGUGUCCGUAGUGAUAGGGUCCUUACAAAGACCAGCAGUGUACAGUAGCCAACCCAGACAGGAAGGACUGGUGAGAGGGCGAUGUGGAAGUUAGCUAACGUUACCUCGGUUCAUUAAAGCUGCUGUGAAAGGUGAAGUUUGCUGUGUAGCUACCUGUCGACACUUUUUUUGUUUUGAGCUAUAAUCUUUAAGGAAUUGGUGAAACGCGACCAAACAGGUUAUAUAGCUAUGAUGUGCUAAUAUAGAAGACAAGUAGCUAUUUAGCUAAACAGCUAGCUAGCCAGCUAGCGAAUUCGUUAAUGCAGGAAACUGACCAAAAAGGCCGAGCCUCUGAGGAAAUAUAUCGUACAUAGCCAGCUAACACUAUAUGUAACCGAUAAGUAGUGUCAAACGAGGACAAAGCGCAUACGAACGUCUUAAAAGCUAAUGUUAAAUGGUGUGUAAAGUCACUUUUCAUGUUGGCUUCUAGUUAACUGUUACCGAACUUAAAAGCUAGCUAGGUGCUAAUUGUUUAGGUAGCUGGCUAACAUUAUCAAAUUGGCAAGCUAGGUAACGUUGUACCUGAUUUUAAAUGGCACCAAGCUAGCUAGCUGUUAGAAAGAGUGCAUCUUGACGAGCUCCGAGACAGAGCUAACUUAGCGUUACACAAAACAAUAAAACAACUGCGAGAGCCGUGUUAGCCACACGUUGUACAUGUCGUUAGUGUAAUAUACUAAGUUACUUGUUAUCUUACAGCGCACUGGAAAAGGGUUGAAAUGUAGAUACUUUUCGCUAGCCAUUUAGUACGAGAUGGGCGCUAUCUAGCUGAUGUCAAAAGCUUUCUUCCGUCAUUGUUUUUGCUCUAACAAAAUGACAGUGAAAUAAAAAAAAUUCAGUGUAAAUCAAGUGGUUAGCUAUGUAGCUAAUUUUACUAACUUGACUUAAUAACACUAGAAAUAUGGUGUGGCUGGCAAGUUUCCCCAGGAUUGGAAAAAAAUGAGCUGUAGCUAGCUAACUUGGCUAGCUAGCUAACUAUGAAAACACUCGUCCACGCAGAGUUGCCAAGGUGAAUAAACAAGGAUCCAAAUGUACAUCAGGACCACACCGUUAACCUCGUUCAACUGGUGCAUAACGUUUUUCUAAAUUCUCAAAAAUGGGUGAUAUGAAGACCCCAGAUUUUGACGAUCUUUUGGCCGCCUUCGACAUCCCGGAUGCCACCGGUUUGGACGCGAAAGAGGGGGGCCACGAUGAGGCAGAGGGUCACCUGAAGUCCGGCGGGAUGUGCAUGGACGACGGCCUCCCCGGACACCACUCCGUGCCGGCCCUGGACGUCCCUGCCGUCAGCGUGAUCGUGAAGAACACAAGCCGCCAGGAGUCCUUCGAGGCCGGUGUGGAGAAGGAGGCCGUCCGCCAGGCGCAACUGCUGCCCAACGGGUUCCGCUGCGGCGGGGCCGCGGCCUUGGACUACCACCACCUGGGCCACGGGAGCUACGGCAAGCUGGAGCCGUCGUUCCUGAACGGGGACAGCUCGAGGGGCCCUCCGGAAAACGCGUCUGUCCACAGGCCUGACAGAAUGCUGUCCUUCUCCCAGUUCAGCCCCAUCUCCAGCCCAGAAACGGAGGACGCUCAGGGGAAUGGGGUCGAAGGUCAUCAGAAACAAGAGGAGAGGCCGUACUUCCCCGCCGCCGCCAGCCUGUUUGAGCCCAUGGAUCCCUCGGAGCUGGACAAUCAGAGGAAGCUGCUGGCGUACAGCAUGUUUGAUAACUGCCACAAAAGAGAAGUUGUGAACGAGCAGGUGAACAGCCUCGAGAGACUGGUGGUGUCCAACAGACCGGAGCAGACCAGGACUGAGGAACGUUCAGAGGGCCUCAACAGAGAUCAUACCAAAAGUCCAGGGUUUCUAAGCAGUCAGGCUCUCUCCCUGGAGGACCUUCACGGCACAAGCAUUGAAGAGACAAGCAGCUUUCCCUUGUCGGAGACUGGUGUAGGGGUGUCCCACCAGGCCGUCAGGACGCCGGCCUCCAAACUGUCCUCUUGCCUGGCAGCGCUUGCAGCCCUGAACGCCCAAAAGGACGCCGAGUCUUCAAAGGAAAAAAAAGCGAAGCCCAGAGAGCCACCGGUGUCUGUGAAGGAAGUCCCCAAGGCUGGCCCCGUGGUGCCCAAGUCCCCUAAGAGCCCGAGGAGUCCGCUGGAGGUGGUGAAGCGCUUCAUGAAGCAGCCGGACAGCCCCAUGAGCGCCUGCAGCGACAGCAGCGGCAAGGCUUCCCCUUCGGUUGCUACGGGCUCUCCCCCGGCCAUACCGCGAGUCCGAAUCAAGACCAUAAAGACGUCGUCCGGACAGAUCAAGCGCACCGUGACCAGCGUGCUGCCCGACUCCGAGCUGGAGGACCUCCUGUCUCCUGCCGAUUCGACCGCGUCGCAGUACACUGCGUCUGCUGAGGAGAUGUCGCCCAGUCCGCUGCCGAGGCCCCCUUCGCGUAAUCUCGUCGCCGACCUCGUUUGCGAAAAUGGAAAGAGCAAACCCUCCUCCCAAACGAUGCCUGCGGUGACGAUGAUGCCGUCCGCUUGCCUCCCGUCAAAAGUCCCCAGCGUCAGAGCUGAGGGAGGCUUCAAGAAGAGGGCAAGAGCCCAGUCUUCCCCCACUUUGCAGAAUGCCAGUAGUGCCCUGCUGAGGGCAGUUAACGUAGUGCAGCAGCAGCAGCAGCAGUACAGGCAGCAGAAGGCUGUAUCCGUCCAGUUGGGGAGUGCCCCCAACACAAACUUCCUCCCCAAAGCCGUUCACCUGGCAAACCUAAACCUGGUUCCCCACAGCGUAGCAGCCUCGGUUGCAGCGAGAUCCACCACCCAGCGACCCAACCAGCCCCAGCUUUCCAACCCCACAGUGUGCAGCACGGUCCCUCUGGUGCAUCAAGUCAAAAAUGCCACGCCUCUGCCAUACACGGCCCUCCCCAGCCAAGCCGUAGACACCUUGAACAGGCUAUUGAACGCCACCAACCCGGUGCCAACGUACGUGCCCAAUUUAAACCCGCCCCCGGAGAGCGGCAUCGGCCUGCCCGCAUGCGGGUACCGCUGCCUGGAGUGCAGCGACUCGUUUGGGCUGGAGAAGAGCCUGGCCCAGCACUACAGCAGGAGGAGCGUGCACAUCGAGGUGGCCUGCAUGCACUGCUCCAAGACGCUGGUGUUCCUCAACAAGUGCAGCCUGCUGGCGCACGCCCGGGAGCACAAGAGCCAGGGCGUGGUCAUGCAGUGCACCCAGCUGUUCAUGAAGCCCAUCCCUGCCGACCAGAUGUUCGCCCCCCCUCCCGGCGGCUCUGCCGCGCCCACGGCCGCCGUCUCCCGGGUCUCCGCCUCCGGCUCCGGCUCCGCCUCUCCGGCCCCGGCAAGUUCAGCCAAGAUCAAGCCGGUUAUGCCUUUGUGUCCGGAUAAAAUCAUCCGCCAGGGGCUCAGGUGUCUGGAGUGCAACAAGCAGCUGGCUGAUUCCAGGUCGCUGGUGGGUCACUACCAGAGAGCUUCCGAGGAGACCGAAGGACUGACAUGCAAGCUGUGCCCAAUGCUGCUGCCCAACAAGUGCAGCUUCCGGGCCCACCAGCGCCUCCACGCUCACAAGUCCCCGUACUGCUGCCCGGAGUGCGGGGCGGUCAGCCGCUCCGUGGACAUCCAGAAGCACGUCCGGGAGAACUGCCUCCACUACGCGCGCAAGAUCGGGCACAAGUGUCUUCACUGCGAGAUGUUCUACAUGUCCGCCAACGUCCACAAGAGGCACGUGGAGGAGAAGCACUGCGAGGUCUUCUACAAGUGCUCGCUCUGUCCGGUCGCCUUCAAGUCCGCAGACGGCUGUCUGAUGCACAUUAAAAAUAAGCACAACGCCAGCGAUCUGUCCCCGCAGCUAAUCUACAAGUGUGCCUGCGAAACGGUUUUUAAGAAGAAGCAGCUGCUCUUCCAGCACUUCCAUCAGAACGCUAAGAAGCACUGCGUGUUCAAGUGCCCCGAGUGCACCGUGGUCUUCACCCAGAAGCAGCCCCUGAUGCAGCACUUCAAGGCCAUGCACGGAGGCGCGUCGAGGGCGGCCGCGGACGGCCCGAGCGCGAAGCGCACGGAGGAGGCUCCACCGCCGCGCCCGGACCCCGUCAACGCCCCGCCGCGCCAGCCCAGCGCCUACGGCUCCAGGCCGGCGACGGCGGCCGGCCAGAGAGACGGCCCGGCCGCGCUCCGGCCCAACAGCAAGCUGAACCUGAGGAACGCCGGCUGGACCUGCGGGGAGUGCCUGCACUGGCUGCCCGACCGAGACACCUACGUGUCCCACAUGAAGACCAGCCACGGGAAGUCUGUGAAGAGAUACCCGUGCCAGCAGUGCGACAGGUCUUUCAACUCCUCCACCAGUCUGAGGCGCCACCUCCGCAACGACCACAUGGGCAAGAAGAAGGUCUACACCUGCUGGUACUGCACAGAUGAGAAGAUGACCUUCACCAAGCAUUUCAUGCUGAAGAACCACAUCAGCCUGAUGCACGGCAUUAAGAACCCGGACUUCAGCCAGAUGACCAACGCGGCUCCACAGGGGCCCGGCCAGGGCCCAGGAGAGGGGCCUGGCGCUAAGAGGAAAGGGGAAGACGCGGCGGGGGAGGGGGCGGGUGGCGCCGCCCCGGAGGCCGCCCCGGCGAAGCGCCCGAAGCCGCAGUUCCGCUGCGCCAAGUGCGGCUUCGCCACCGAGGACGACGCCGACUUCCAGCAGCACAUACCUCAGCACCGGGCGGACGACCACUCCCCGCAGUGCUCCCGCUGCGGCCUGUGCUUCGCCUCGCGGCUGGCCCUCAGCCGACACCUCUUCAUCGUGCACAAGGUGAAGCAGCCCGAGGAGGAGGUAGAGGAAGAGGAAGAGGAGGAGGAGGAGGAAGAGGAGGAUGCCAUUGAGCAAGAGCAGGACGAUGAGGGAGAGGGGGCCAGGUCACCCCGCGCGGGUGAGACAACGGACUCGGCGCCCCCUGCAGGACAGGCCGCUCCCUGCACGGCGGAGUGGGGAGGGAGGGGCGGCGACGCUGGCGGCGAGGCGCCCGUUAGCGAGCCGAGCCCCGGCUCCCGCGCGCGGCCCGAGGAGCGUCUGUCCUGAGGGCCCAUCCCGGGCGACGAAGUGAACACGGACACGACCAUACAGCUGCUAUCCCCAAAACGAGCCCCAGACAGCUGACCAAGGACACGCACAGUCCUAGCAUCCAAGCAGCUUGAAAAAUGUGGUACUUCAAGUCGGUUGCCUUACAGUUUGCGUGUAUUUUACGUUCCUGAACGUACACUAUAAUGCCUCGUACACAAUUCAAUAUUGAGUAACGACUCAGACGUUAUGACACAGACUAGGUGCGGGAGUCCAGAGUUUAUUCAUUUGAACUGAUAGCAUCUUGUCUGCUUUUUUGUCUUUGUUUCUGUUUGAUGAAAGUUGAAAUUCUGAAAUUUCCUUUACCUUUUGAAGCCUGUUUUCUUCCCACAUAGUAUUAUGUAUGUUUAUUAGCUGUGAAAUCGUACACGGACAGUACAGCACUGCUGUGCUUUACAGAUUCGUCUGACUAAGGCGUAGGGAGGCUUUGAAGCAGUGGUACAUGCAAAAUGCUUCCAGUCCGUUUGAGUGCAUUGGCUCGGACUGCAAGGGCACCUCGGCACGUUUUCGCAAAUGUUGUCAGUAAUUUACUUACCGUCCUUCGGUAUACACCUCUGAUUGGAUUAUAUGAACGAGUGAAAGAAAUAGAUUAUGCAUUGAACCCAAGGGAAAGCGAGUAGUUGGACAAGUCGAGCACACAGCAGGCUACUGACCACAUUCCAAAACAUCCUGGCAUGCUACCUAGAGUGCGCAGGAGCGUGGAAAUCUGUGGCUGAAGAACAGUUACGAAACUCAAGCCUGCAGGCAUGCAUCAGAGUCUACUGAUGUGGUUUCAUGUAUUUGGGAGGACUUGUCCUUCCCAGAAAUCCUCACAUUCAGGUGAAGGCAGCAGUAAUGGGGGGGGGGGUCAAAAUGUUAGUGACUUGCAAGUUUUCUUUCAUUUACAUGCAUGCCGGUUAAUUUUGAUGGCCUCUUCUGAUCCAUUGGGAAUUGUCUAAAUACCGCAAAUAUACAUAAGGGGUGUUCCCAGUCAAACCAGCCGCGAUAAAGGCAUGCAUGGUACACACUUAGAUGCUUGCCAGCAUAGACUCCCCACUACAUUUGGCAGUGCAUAGUGCCAGGUACUCGUAUUGCGUAGCGUGCAGUACGUGUUUUGGAGCACAGCCAUUGGCUUUUACAAGGCUUAAUCAUUAGCAAGCGAUUUGUUCGACUCAUAAUGACGUCAUAGGUGCCCUUUAAAGAAAAAGGCCAGUUCCACACUGAAAAAAUGGUUGCAUUCUGUCAGUAUUGAGUCUUUGCUGAUAUCUUGCAUUCCCAAAUUGGAAACAAUUUUGGUUGCAUCCAGCCAUCGGCAUUUUUACAUCCAUUCCAUACCAAAAAAGAAGUUUGGUACACAUUUUAAGUGUGCCAUUCUCACAACCAAAGUAGCACUUUCCAUGCAAGGUAAUUGUAUAUGCAUCGUAGAGGAGAAUGUUUUCUGUAAUAAAUGUAUUUAUUUUCUCACAUGACAUUAGCCCUGCAAUCUUUAUAAUGCCAUAAUUGCUGACAUAUCAACAGUUGGGGAGCAAAAAAAUAAUCCACAUUUACCCCAAGCAUUUGGCAUUGCUCGUCAAGUUAGCAUAUUUUGGUUUAAUAGGAAGCUUCAUGAGUUAUUUUGCUUUGGAAAUUGUUCGCUCGAGUGUGGUGUUGGAGAAGGAAUGGCAGAUGUGUAUAUAUAUAUGUGUGUGUGUAGAACAUCUGGUACUUUUGAGUACAGCUCAAUCGUUUCAUGUUGAGAGAAUAGUCCACAUACAGUGAUUGAGCGCAAGACAUGAUCUGGAAUGUGACAUCACUGUUGUAGGCAGUUUAUUAAAUUGAAAUGGUAAAUUGCUGUUUGAAUGGCGUUUGCAUGCAGGGGGAAUAUGUGAUAAUUUAACAUAUUAACACGCUUCUGUGACUGCAACCUCAACAGCUGAUUCUACCUCUAUAGCGUUCAGAGGUGAGUUGAGUAGGAUACAUCUUGGGAAGCAAGUGACCGUUUUUUGUAUGGCUGCAUUUUUAAAGUAGUGCUUCACGGAAAAUAUCUCCCAUAUUACUCAAUUUUAUAAAUUACUUUGGAGAUUGCUAUUUAUGGUCAUAUUGACUUUUUCCAUGUGAAUCUUCUAUUAUUUAAGUGCUGUUUAACUUUGUGCAUUUUCUUUUCACAUGUUAAUAGCAUUAAGUGUAUUUUUUUUCCCUUUCUUCCUUUCCAUAAAACCGUCUUUAACUGUUUACUGGAGAGUAAUUUAAAAUAUUUAUCUUGAUGAACAGAGAUUAUUAUACCCCUUUGAAUUUCUGCAAUUUUGAUACAGCUUAUCCAGAGGAGCUUUGUACUUUUUGAUAAAUGUGUACAUUAGUAUAAAGGACCUUGUACAUGCUAGCUUGUGUACAUAGCAAAUGCAAUUGAUGUGUCUAUACCAGGGUCCCCUCCCCACAAGCCAUCGCAUAUCUAUUUAACUUGCAUUGGACUUUGUGCCUUGCUCUUAUGUUUACUUCAUAUUAUGGUAAAUAAAAUCCAUUAUGUAAUUAA